Micropterus salmoides (largemouth bass) is the source of this 4454-nucleotide messenger RNA. Its product is annotated as reticulon-4-like. The transcript is spliced from 10 exons. NCBI's taxonomy places the organism in Eukaryota, Metazoa, Chordata, Actinopteri, Centrarchiformes, Centrarchidae. Gene Ontology annotation, biological process: brain development; endoplasmic reticulum tubular network formation; neuron differentiation. The record is from RefSeq and is a predicted model, not a curated record. Bases 228 to 3305 code for a protein of 1025 amino acids. Gene Ontology annotation, cellular component: neuron projection; postsynaptic density.
CACAGCGUCCAUCUGAGACUCGGGUCCGACUCUGUGGAAACUGUCGUGUGGCGCACUUGUCCAACUUCAUCCGGUGUCUAAAAGCGGACUUACCGGAGGGGGGUUACCGGCGCGGUCUCACAGAUCAUCCCCGGUGGAAGUUUCUUUACGCGAGGUACCUGAGCCGAGUAAGUACCGGACCUGAAACUUUUUCCACCCACUGAAGAGAGUUCGGGGAAAAAAGAAAAAUGGCAGACAGCGAGGAGCAGCAAGUCUCUUCCACCACUCCUUUGUUCAGUGACGGGGUGCACCACUACCAGGCCGGACCGGACCCCGAGCCGGACCGCUUCAACCUGGAUGAUAUUGUGGACUUGGUCGGCGGGGCUAAGGACGCCUUGGAGCGGCACUUCGCAGAAGACGGUGCGCCACAUGAGUUCACAGACACGUCCUUCGAUCCUCCAGAGAAGCUCGUAACGUUACCGGAGCCGGUCCACGUAACGCAACCGGUGCCCGUGCCAGAGGUGAAGCACCCUGAACCGGAGCCGGAGGUCGAGACGGCGACCCCAGACUCCACCAGCUUUUCUUUAAUUACCCCGCAGCCUGAAUUUGUCGCCCCUAAAGUCGAACCGGAGAGCACAAAGAUCGAACGGGCUGCCCCCGAACCAGAACCUGCCCCGAAGAGCGACGCCCUCCCAGCGGCUGAACCCCGGAAAGCAUCCCCAGCCCCCGCAGAGGCAGCAGAGCGUCCUGCGGUGACAGAGGAACCACCGGCUCCAGCAUCUUGUGUUCUUCUCCGUGGCUGGAACAUAAACCUCGACAGCAGAGAUGUACCUUCUCCUUCUAAAGCUCAGCCUCAUCCUCUGAUGCAAUUCCCUACAGCACUUGGGCAGAAGGGUGAUUCCCCUGCUCCCAUCUCUCCUCUCUCCCCUCUUCACUCCCCCGACUCUCUGGAGGAGCUCUCUCUGACCGAGAGUCCCAACCAGCCCCCUACGUUGGGAUCUGCUGCGCCCUUUGGCUCCUUCUCCACUGAACCCCCCACUACUCAUUCCAAGGACAUGCCUUGGGUGGGUGAAGAGGGUGACUCUGGACCGGGCCGUAGUAAGAAUAAGGAAGACCUUCUAGAUCCGUUAGCAGGUCCUUACCUGAGUUUAGGGAAAGACCCAGGGCCUCAUAAUCCAUGUGAAGACAGCGGAGUUUCCUUUUCACCCGAGGAGAAGCCGGUUAGCUCAGACAGGUCCUCCACUGGCCCUUCCCCAGUGAACCCCCAGAUGAUGGUCCCUGAGUCUCACCUUGCCUCCUCUAACCCAACAGAGCACUGGGAUUCACCAUUACUAGCAUCUCAAGACAACUCCAAGCUCUCCAUGGAUACCUUCUCCAAGGACACAGCUCCCAUUAGCUCUUCCAGGUAUGAGCAAGACCUGCACGACAACCAGUCCGAUGAAGAUGAUGAUCUGAUGUAUGAAGUGAAGAAGAAUAACCCAUUUGAAGGUUAUUCCCCACUGGCAGACAGUGGCUACUCCCAUUUUGGAGAGUCCGACAGCAAGGCCUCAAAAAUGUCCGAGAGUCCUACUCCAGAUCUGGUCCAGUAUGGCCAGACUGGAGAAUCCCAGGAUACCGCCCCAUCUUUCUUAGAUGAGGGGAAAACAUUUGAUACUAGCAAGAUGGCCGCUGACUCGCUCAUGCAAUCAGUGAAUCAGUUCUCAUCUGGUCUGAAAGAUGACGACGAAGAAGAAGAGGAGGAUGAGGAGGAGGAUUCUCCUUUGCCGCCGUCGCUUCCCGACAUCCUGAAGUCUUCUCCGCUGAACCCUGACAAAAUCGACUCUGGGUCCUCAGAGGGAACCCCGGAGGAGCAGAGUCCGAUCCUCGAACGGAGGAUGAUGGAGUCGCCCAACCCUCCGAUAAAUCUGUCGGCUAACAACCCGUUUGCCUUUGAUGCUAAAGUGUCCCUGCUGAAGGAGAUGACUGAGGCGAUGGAAGUGAAAACGACCGACAUAACACAUGUCGAAGACUGCAAAAGCUUUGGCGCAUUCGAUCUGGUCAAAGAGGCUGAGGAAACCACUCCCGCUAAGGUCAAAGAAGAACCUGUCAAGUCUGAGCAGAAAGAUUGGUUUUCAAUUCACGAUUCAUCCAAAAUGAGCGAAAAGUUUGAGCCGCUGGACUUCCAGAGCAAAAAGACCCCCGCUGAGGAUUCAGAUUCGGAGUCGCCAACAGCAGACUCCCUGUCUCCAGUCCUGGAGGCCAUGGCCAAGAACCCCGCCAGCUUCCAGGUGGAAACGGAGAAGAAGGACCUGGCGAUGGAGGUGGACGAGCCAGAGGUGGCUGAGGAGGUCUCUGAGCACGAAGUCUCCUCUGAGGAGUUUGAGUUCAUUGAGCGACCACCCAGAGGCGUUAUCGACGAGUUUCUUGAGGCUCUGGAUACAUCCAAGUUUGCCGCCUCCAAACCUCCAGAGAUCCCCAUGGAUGAUGACGAUCUGAGCUUCGGGCAGAAAGACGCGUCUCCGGUUUCUGCUCAGCCUAUGACAAAGGUAGCCCCGCCCCCCGAGGUCGAAGAAGAGGCUCCAAGUCAGAGCUCCUACCUCCUCCUCACCCAGGCCUCCCCCCAGAAGAGCAAGGCCGAGCUGGAGAAGCUCGACAUUCAGCAGCCCCCACCCCAAGCUCCUCUCAUCCAUUCCCCUGUCCGCAAACCAGAGGAGGCGGUCACUAAGAAGAGCGCGGAGGGCGGGAAACUGUUAAAGAUGCCAAACGUGAACAUAAGAGCAGUGGUGGAUCUCCUCUACUGGCGUGAUGUGAAGACCACGGGCGUGGUGUUCGGCGCCGCCCUGCUGCUGCUGCUCUCCCUGAUGGCGUGCAGCAUCGUGAGCGUGUGCUCCUACAUCGGCCUGGCUCUGCUCUCAGUCACCAUCUGCUUCAGGAUAUACAAAGGCAUCCUGCAGGCCAUCCAGAAGUCAGAUGAGGGACACCCGUUCAAGCAGUACCUGGACCAGGAGGUGGCGCUGUCUGAGGAACUGGUCCACAAGUACAGCGACAUGUUUCUGGCCAGACUCAACAAGACCAUCUGUGAAUUACGGCGCCUGUUCCUGGUCGAGGACCUGGUCGACUCCAUCAAGUUCGCGGUGCUGAUGUGGAUCCUAACCUACGUCGGCGCCUUGUUCAACGGGCUCACGCUGCUUAUUCUGGGUCUGGUUGGAGUGUUCAGCUGCCCGAUCAUCUACGAGAAACACCAGGCUCAGAUCGACCACUACCUGGCGCUGGUCAACAACCAGGUCAAAGACGUCGUUGGAAAGAUCCAGGCGAAGGUGCCCGGGAUGAAACGCAAGACGGAGUAAAGUCACGUGAAGUCUGGAUUCAGGGAGUCCUGAGAGGAAGGAGGGUUGGAGGGUUUGAGUGAGGGCGUAUGAAGGAAGGCUGGAGGAGGGGAGGAGGGGUCUGGCGUGGACGCAGCCCUUCUAACUUUAUUUGUCAAAAUAAUAAAACACUUUUUUUUUUCCAGUUCAGAAUCUUUUUUGUUGUUGUUGUUGGUUUUUUGAAGCCGGUCGGCGUUGAGCGUAGGUUCACGACACCGAGGUCGGCUUCACGACUCUUUACGUUUAAUCAAGCCUUGAAAUGUUUGUUUCUGAGAGACGCUGAAACUCACAGAAACACAUUUUAACCUUGGAUUAACCCUCCCUCUCCCCCACCCAGUGCAUUGUGGGAGGGCCGAUGCUCCCUCAGUCUGGCGCCGGGUGGUUUUUUUUAGUUAUUGAGUUUUUCCUUUCGCCGCCGAGCCGAGAGAUUCUCUUCCUUCGUCUGCUGUUUUUAGAGAAAAAGACGAGCGAGCGGCGAUCCUCAUUUGUAUUUUUUCUUAUUUUGGUAUGAGUUAGAAGUAUUUUGUGAUUUCACUGUUUAACUGUCCCUCAAGCUUCGAGCUCGUUUCCUCGGUAACGUGCGGUGUGGUUUCGCCUCGAUGUGACGAACGACGAUUUUGCGAAUGACGUCUUUGACUCCUGACGAGGCAGCGAGGGGGAAGGGAGGGGGGAGGGGGCUUGUACUACCAUUUAAAAAUACUUCAUCGCUUCUGAGUAACUAGCUAGAAACAUCUAGAAAAACCUUUGCCAGACGAAUAAAACACAUUAAUUACAUGAAAGUCGUUAUGUCCGUGUCAUUGCAGCUGUCUAGUAACGAACAUCUCCGGAAGAAAACACGUUUACAUUCAUCCACAUCGGAUAAAAAUAAAAAGGAACAAAAAAAAAUGAAAUGGGAUUUAAAGAAAAAAAUAAAUAACCAUACUGUCUGUGGAGCCGAUAUCUUAAUGAAGUUGCAACUUGAUGUGACUUUGGGAAACUUUAGAGCAUUUGUUUGUUUAUGCAAGUAUAAUUGUGAAUGAUAAAACUUCAUACUUCAAUUGUGACGAUUAAAAAGCUUCCAGCUGGGAGCCGUGUUUGUGGAAUGCAUUGUGAGAUGUAAACAAUUAUCAAUAAAGCUUCUAGACGAAGAAA